AUGGGAACAAAGCGCAACAAAGCGGGCGGAAGGGCCAGCUUGGGCAUAGGCACACCAAAGACACCAACACCAGCGCAUGAAGACUCGAUGGACAUGGACACACCACAGCCAGCCGAUACCCCCAGGGCGGCAGACACACCCACUGCCACCAAACCCAACCAGCCCUCGGCCGCCGAGCUGCUGGGCGACCUCUGGACUGACGAUCAGACUGCUUCACUAUUCAAAGCCAUAAUACGAUGGAAGCCCGCAGGAAUGCACAAGCACUUCCGCAUGCUCGCCAUCAGCGAACACCUGCGCAACCACGGCAUCAACCCAGACGUCGAGACGCACACCCGCAUCCCGGGGAUCUGGGCCAAGCUGUGCACCCUCUACAACCUCGACGCCAUCGACGAGCGCGAGAACUACGACGACGAGGACAAGCGCUACAAGGACUUCACCCUGCCCGACCAGCAGUACGCCGACCUCAUGUGGGCCCGCAGGCUCGCUCCCGACGCCAGCGACGCCGAGGAUGCUGCCGCUGCCUCGAGUCCGGCCGAGAUGGACCUGGACGACCCCAGGGGGAAGGCACCCAGUACUUCAGGCGGUGGCGGCGGUGGCAGGAAGCGCAAGAGGGGAAACGCAUCAUCGGCCCACGCCGAUGGAGGUAGCGUCGCCGGGAGCACGGCGAGGACGAGAGGCAGCACGGUGGGGGACACGGAGGAAGAUACCCCCAUUGCGUCGAGCCCGCCAGCAUCGAAAAGUGCGAGAGGCGCCCGAAGUCGGAAGAGGGCUGCGGCCAAGGCUAAAGCCGAGAGCACGGAGCCAGAAGGCAACGGGGAGAGCGACGAGGAAGAGAACGACGGUGACGAAGAAGGAGAAGGAGAAGAACACGAAGGGGAGGACGAUGACGACGGCGAGGAAGAGGACGAGGAACAAGAAGAGGAAGAAGAACAGGAAGAGGAAGAGGAACAGGAAGAAGAAGAAAGUGAAACCGAAGAGCCUGCGGCCAAAGCCUCGAAAGGAGGUCCCAAGAGCAGGGGUCGGACGACGAGGGCUCGCACAAGUACGAGAUCAAAGGGGCGGAAAUGA
Molecule: messenger RNA, 1068 nt
Organism: Truncatella angustata
Lineage: Eukaryota; Fungi; Ascomycota; Sordariomycetes; Amphisphaeriales; Sporocadaceae
Product: chromatin modification-related protein EAF7-domain-containing protein
Exons: 2
Coding region: 1-1068 (355 amino acids)
Biological process (GO): regulation of transcription by RNA polymerase II
Cellular component (GO): NuA4 histone acetyltransferase complex; nucleus
Source: RefSeq, a predicted model, not a curated record